Messenger RNA from Tetrahymena thermophila SB210, 1571 nucleotides. RefSeq lists its product as hypothetical. Gene Ontology annotation, biological process: nucleocytoplasmic transport; activation of GTPase activity. Gene Ontology annotation, molecular function: GTPase activator activity; small GTPase binding. The transcript is spliced from 15 exons. NCBI's taxonomy places the organism in Eukaryota, Ciliophora, Oligohymenophorea, Hymenostomatida, Tetrahymenidae. The annotation marks the transcript as partial. The record is from RefSeq and is a predicted model, not a curated record. Gene Ontology annotation, cellular component: nucleus; perinuclear region of cytoplasm; cytosol.
AUGCUCGCUUCCCAUUUGUAUUCCAGAUCUUCUGUUCAGAAUGGGGCCUCCUCUUUACCACCUAUCAGAUUUGGCCCUUCCCUCCUACCAAGGAGACCGCUGGUAACAUUCACAUUUUUACAUGGAAUUUUUCGAAAUAAAGGGGGCGGUAUAGGAUUCGAACCCCCGAUAUCACUGCUAAGACCCUCCGACUCGCCCACUCGAGUCGCUUAGCCCUUCUAAAUUGGUCCAAGUGGUGCAUCAGGCUUAGGUUCUGCUUUAGCAAAUUGCAUUAAUCUUUCAAAUUUGACACUUGAUCUUCGUUCUAACUAAAUUGGUGCAAGUGGUGCAUCAGGCUUAGGUUCUGCUCUAAAAAAUUGCACUAAUCUCUCAAAUUUGACACUUAAUCUUGGUGGAAACUAAAUUGGUGAUUAAGGUACUUCAGGCUUAGGAAAUGCUUUAGCAAAUUGCACUAAUCUCUCUAAUUUGGCACUUUAUCUUGGUGGAAAUAAAAUUGGUGCAAGGGGUGUAUCAGGCUUAGGUUCUGCCUUAGCAAAUUGCAUUAAUCUCUCAAAUUUGACACUUUAUCUUAGUUCUAACUAAAUUGGUGUAAGUGGUGCAUCAGGCUUAGGUUCUGCUUUAGGAAAUUGCACUAAAAUCUCAAAUUUGACACUUGAUCUUAGUUCUAAUUAAAUUGGUGCAAGUGGUACAUCAGGCUUAUGUUCUGCUUUAGCAAAUUGCAUUAAUCUCUCAAAUUUGACACUUGAUCUUCGUUCUAAUUAAAUUGGUUCAAGUGGUGCAUCAGGCUUAGAUUCUGCCUUAGCAAAUUGCAUUAAUCUCUCAAAUUUGACACUUGAUCUUCGUGGAAAUUAAUUUGGUGAUUAAGGUACUUCAGGCUUAGGUUCUGCAUUAUCAAAUUGCAGUAAUCUCUCAAAUUUGAAACUUGAUCUUAGUGGAAAUUAAAUUGGUGAUUAAGGUACUUCAGGAUUAGGAACUGGUUUAGCAAAUUGCAGUAAUCUCUCAAAUUUGAGGCUUUAUCUUGGCGGAAAUGAAAUUGGUUAUUCAGGUGCUUCAGACUUAGGUUCUGCUUUAGCAAAUUGCACUAAUCUCUAAAAUUUAACACUUGAUCUUAUUAGAAACUAAAUUGGUAAUUAAGGUACUUUAGGCUUAGGAAUUGCUUUAGCAAAUUGCACUACUCUCUCAAAUUUGACACUUUUUCUUGGUUUUAAUUAAAUUGGUGCAAGUGGGGCAUCAGGUGUAGGAACUGCUUUAGCAAAUUGCACUAAUCUCUCAAAUUUGUAACUUUAUCUUAGUUAUAAUUAAAUUGAUGCAAGUGGUGCGUCAGGUUUAGGUUCUGCUUUAGCAAAUUACAGUAAUCUCUCAAAUUUGACACUUGAUCUUAGUGGAAAUUAAAUUGAUGAUUAAGGUAUUUCAGGCUUAGAAACUGCUCUAACAAAUUGCACUAAUCUCUACAAUUUGACACUUUAUCUUUGUGGUAAUAAAAUUGGUAAUUAAAGUAUUUCAGGCUUCGGUUUUGCUUUAGCAAAUUGCACUAAUCUCUCAAAUUUGACACUUUAUCUUGGGUAAAAACA